Molecule: messenger RNA, 723 nt
Organism: Camelina sativa (false flax)
Lineage: Eukaryota; Viridiplantae; Streptophyta; Magnoliopsida; Brassicales; Brassicaceae
Source: RefSeq, a predicted model, not a curated record
AUGUCUACCUCUGGCAAUGUCUCUCCAUCGACUGGUGAGGUUAUCACCACCGCCACUACUCCGCUUUUCAUUGUUAACACUGGCCAUGUCACCAAACUCAACAACACAAACUAUUUGAUGUGGAGCCUUCAGAUCCACGCUUUGGUCGAUGGCUAUGAGCUUGCUGGAUACCUUGAUGGAUCCACCGCUGCACCUCCUCUCACGGUGACUACUGGCGCCACCUCCAUCCCAAAUCCGGAGUUUGCUCUCUGGAAACGCCAAGAUAGUCUCUUGUUUAGUGCCUUACUUGGUGUUAUGACUCCGUCUGUUCAACCUAUGGUCUCUCGUGCCACCACUGCUGCUGAAGUAUGGACCAAGGGAAACAAAACAAUUGAUGAAUAUGUUCGUGGUCUUGUUAUACGCUUUGAUGAACUCGCUGCCCUUGGUAAACCGAUGGAUCAUGACAAUCAAAUUGAGAAGAUACUUGAAGGUCUUCCAGAGGAUUUCAAACCUGUUGUCGACCAGAUCGAGAGCAAGGACACUACACCGACGAUCUAUGAUGUUCAUGAACGAUUGCGUAAUCGUGAAGCUAAGCUCCUCGCCAUUGCUGUUGCCACUCCAACUCCCUUUCCUGUUUCUGCUAAUAUUGCUCAGCAUCGUUCCACCAACUACAACAACAGGAACAACAACCAUUUUCAGUCUCAACCACAACGCUUCUCCAAUAACAACAACAACGCACACUAG